This is a messenger RNA of Osmerus eperlanus (European smelt), 2416 nucleotides long. Its product is annotated as potassium voltage-gated channel subfamily D member 3-like. NCBI's taxonomy places the organism in Eukaryota, Metazoa, Chordata, Actinopteri, Osmeriformes, Osmeridae. The coding region runs from base 1 to 942 and encodes 313 amino acids. The record is from RefSeq and is a predicted model, not a curated record. The transcript is spliced from 7 exons.
AUGGCCCUCACAGGAAACAUCAACCAUGCUCUCAUCACUCACAAGUCCACCAACGACACAAUCGUCAAACUCAAGCGUUACUCAUCACUCUCUCUCUGUCUGUACAUUCUCUCUCUCUGUCUCUCAUCUCUGUCUCUGUACAUUCUCUCUCUUCUCUCUCCAUCUCAUCUCAGUCUGACCUUUGACCUUCUGCCCACACAGAAAGCCCGGUUGGCCAGGAUAAGAAUAGCCAAGACAGGCAGCUCCAACGCCUAUCUGCAGACCAAGAGGAAUGGCCUUUUCAACGAGCAGCUGGAGCUCACGCCACCAUGCAAGCAAAACCAUUUUCUGGAGGACUCAGGGCAGGACGACAACCAGAAGCUGAGCCAGACAUCGUCGUGGCUGGAGAGCCAGCACCACCUGCUGCUGUGUCUGGAGAAGACCACGGCUCAUGAGUUUGUGGACGAACAGGCGUACGAGCAGAACUUCCUGGAGACCGCGCUCCAGAACUACCCCCCUGCCUCGCGGAGCCCCUCCCUCUCCAGCCAGGAGAGCACCUGCUGCUCCCACAGGAGGAGCAAGAGGGCACUGCCUAACGCCUCCCCCUCGCCCUCCCUGGCCCUGCAGGUCACCCCCCUGGCCCCCCAGGCCCCCCUCCAGGAGCUGAGUGCCAGCCACAUCCAGCAGAGAGGAGAGCAGCAGCUCCACUCCUCCAGUCGUUCCAGCCUCAACAUGAAGCCAGGGGAAGUGGGCAGGAUCAACUGCAAGGGAGGUCAGAUCACCACGGCGAUCAUAAGCAUCCCCACCCCCACCGCCCUGACCCCAGAUGGAGACGGCCUCCACGGGCCCGCCCAGCGCCAGCCCCCCCGCCCCGCCCCCAGCGCCCCCCGGCCCCCUGGAAUCCCCCAGCCCCCCAGCGUUCAGACCACCAGCUCCAACAUCGUCAAAGUGUCUGCUCUGUGACUGACUGACUGACUGACUGACUGGCUGGCUGAAUACCUCACUGGAUGUGACUGGCUGGCUGAUUGACUGACUGGCUGGAAGGCUGGUUAACUGGCUGGAUGACUGGCUGGCUGGCAGGAUGAUUGUUGUGAGCAGCAGACCAGAAGGAGAACCUGCUCUGAUUUGAAGAACUCUUGACUGUCCCUGGCUGUGUGAAUAGGACUUCACUUCCUGUUGACAACAAGGUCAGGAAGCACUUCCUGUUAGCAACCUAUUAGGAAGCACUUCCUGUUAGCAACCGGUUAGGAAGCAGACAAUAGGAUGAUCCUAGAACGCGAGUUCAGGCCGGCAGAAGUGCAUCAUGGGAACAAGGAAGUGAGACUGUGGAUGUAGACGUUGUGUACUGUUUCCUGUAGACUUGGUCACGGCGUGGAUAUGUGUGGAUCUUUAUAACUCUGGAGAGGAGAGGGAAGUGGACUAUCUAGCUUGACGUCACUUUGUGGUUCUAAUUUGUGUUAUGUGUUGUUUUGUCUUAAAUAGUUAUUACACGUAUGGAUUCGAUUUGGGAAUUUUAGUUUUUGGACAUCUGAACGUGUGUGUGUGUGUGUGUAGGCUUGAUGUUUUGGAUCACAAUGGUUCCUUCACUGUUGUUCCCAACCUUCAUAGAGUGUUGAACCACUAUCGCCUGACUUUUUCCCCCUCUUAUUUCUUUCUACCUAUUCUCUCACAUUCUCCCUCUUCUCUCUCUCAUUCUCUUUAUAGUUCCCCCUCCUCUCUUUCCUCCCUCUUUACCUCCCACCUUCUAACCCUCCCUUGUAUCUGUCUGUCCCCUCUCUAUCUCUCCCUCAUUUUCUCCACCCCCACACUCUCUCUCCCUCUCAUCUUCCUCUCCCUCUCUCUCUCCCUCUCUCCCUCUCAUCUUCCUCUCUAUCCCUACCUCUCUCACCCCCUCCCUCCCUCUCUCUCUCUCUCUCUCUCUCUCCCUUUCUAUAUCUCUCCUUUUCUAUUGAUCGACUUAGUCAAGGUCCAUAGCUUGUGACCUCAACGUGUUCAGUAAAACAAUAACAACAAAAGAACGUAGUUUUUAAAUGUAAAUUAUUCAUUUUUAUCUGUAUGUUUCAAUAUGAUAUAUUUUGCGUUGGCUUUUAUGUUUAGUGUGUGUUCGACCAGGUAUUAAAUAGAGCUGAGGUUGUUUUGAAAAGGAUGCGAUGAACCUGUGCUCAAAUGUAACUGUGGAUGUCCAACCUGUCACGUGACACAUCACAUGAUAUUUAAUAUCACAUGGCAGCUCUCGUCGCACAACAUAUAUCACAUGAUGUAUCAGGUCACAUGACAUAUCACGUGACAUUUCACAUCCCAUGAGGUACGAGCAGGACAAUAGCAACGUGACACACUAUCGUACUAAACUCACUGUCCAUGUUAGCCAAGAUUCUCUCAACACACCUGGUUUGUUCUUAAGAAACAACUAGUAGUUUUUAACCUUUUAAGGAGUUCU